CUCCGAAUACACAGUGUCAAUCAAUUUGACUUUAGGAGAGCACCUACUGUGACAUCAUACCUAUCAAUUUUAACGGGUACUAAGAAGUCGCGGCGCAUUUCCUAUCAUCUUCAAUAUUAGCUUUGAGCUUAAACGGCAUUUCGCCCAAUCGUCUCUUCUCCAAAUACAUGUAGUUCAAUUUUAAUCUGUUAUCCUAUUCCUUUCUUUUAUUUUAUUCGCGUAUCAAUACCAUCACCCUCUAUUUUUACAAUGACCGCAGAUCCACCAUCAGUUCCAAGCACCUCGCAGGAGGUACCUGAGGCCAGUGAUGGUAAUACCUCACAGCCUCAAGCCCAGAGCAGUUCACAACAAUCCGAAGACUCGCAAACUGCCGCCGACUUUAUUAGAGAUCAGCUACAGUUAGAGGCCGAUGCCCGUGAAGCUCUUCCAUACAGCAUCGAGAACUGCACCAAGCCACUUGGAUCAUUGCGACAAAAUGUUUUCGCCUGUCUAACAUGCACCCCGCCACCCACGAACCCAUCCGAUCCAUACAAUCCCGCCGGCGUGUGUUAUUCAUGCUCCGUUCAAUGCCACGGCGAACAUGAAUUGGUCGAGAUUUUCCAGAAGCGCAACUUCACUUGCGACUGCGGCACGACGCGAUUCGCCCCCGAACAACAGUGUACCCUUCGGAUCAAUCCUAAGACCAACACGAAAGGUGGCGUCCACUCCGAACAACCCGAUCCCAACAAGUAUAAUCAGAACUUUCGUAACCGCUUUUGUUCGUGUUCCAUAGAUUACAAGCCGUACGAGCAAAAGGGUACUAUGUUCCAAUGCUUAGGUCUUGGUACACACGAAACCGGUGGCUGCGGUGAGGAUUGGUACCACCCUGGAUGUCUUGUUGGUCUGGGCCCCAAGUGGUACGAAAAACAGGCCAAGCAGGUCCCUAACAGCAACGGCAACAACAACGACGGAACACUUCCUACUAUUUCUGAGGACGCGCCACCACAGAAUGAUGCAGAUCAACUAGCUGGCGAUAAUCAAGAAGCAGGAGAGGAUGAUGAUGCGCCUUUGCCAGAUGGGUUCCCUGCUGAGGAGGCGUUCGACCACUUCAUCUGCUACAAGUGUGUCGAAGCAUACCCAUGGAUUAAGAGAUACGCUGGUACUCCCGGUUUCUUGCCAGCAGUAUUCUUCCAGAAAGGCGACAAGACCACAACGACGUCUAAGAAACGCAAGCUAGACGACGACGAGCCGAGUGAGAACAACGAACGCAACAAACGCGCCAAGAGUGAGUCCGAAGGGACAGAAGUCAUUCUACCCAUUGAAACAAGCGAUGCGACCCCUGAGGUUAAGAACGAAACCGAGAAGACAGUCAAGGAGGAAGACCAGAAGAUUGAUGAAGCCCAAUCUACGGAAACGUGCAAACUAACAUCGUUGCCCCCUCCAUCAAUUGGCCAGUUCUCUUUGUUCGCGACAUCGGACUUCCGCCAUCACUUUUGCCGAUGCGCCUCGUGCUUCCCAGAACUCCAAGUCCAUCCACAACUCCUCGAGGAAGAGGAGGCCUAUGAACCUCCUCUUUCGGAUUCGGCGUCCGAUCAUGGUUCGACUAAUGGUAGCGGCUCACUGUAUGAUCGUGGCGAGUCUGCUUUGAAGAAUGUGGACCGCGUUCGCGCGAUAGAGGGUGUCAUGGCGUACAACCAUCUUAAAGAGCGUCUCAAGCCUUUCUUCCAGCAAUUCGCUGAGAGUGGUAAGGCGAUCGGUGCCGAAGACAUCAAGGAAUACUUCGCAAAACUUAGAGGCGACGAGCAAGCCAUUAAAGACGCAGGCGAUGCCGCGAAAGAAGAUCAUAGGCAAGAACAAAGUGGGUACUAAGUGGUUAAAAGUAGAAGUCCGACGGUUAGGUUUUCUGCAAGGGUAGGAAGGUGUAUUGUAUUCUCACAGGCGUUCAUUCGGAGUUGACGGGUAACUAAUAUCACAGGUUUCAUAUUUAGUCAUAGUCGAAUUCAUACCUACAUGGUUUCCGCGGAUAUCUUAGCCUCCCCCCCCUUCUUAUUUCGUGAUUCUUCGCCAGUCGUUUGGAUAGAGACAUGCUUCUUAACUUGGCCUGGU
Molecule: messenger RNA, 2085 nt
Organism: Hypoxylon trugodes
Lineage: Eukaryota; Fungi; Ascomycota; Sordariomycetes; Xylariales; Hypoxylaceae
Product: putative zinc finger in N-recognin-domain-containing protein
Exons: 2
Coding region: 250-1848 (532 amino acids)
Cellular component (GO): cytoplasm
Molecular function (GO): zinc ion binding; ubiquitin protein ligase activity
Source: RefSeq, a predicted model, not a curated record